This is a messenger RNA of Cutaneotrichosporon cavernicola, 891 nucleotides long. RefSeq lists its product as uncharacterized. Bases 1 to 891 code for a protein of 296 amino acids. NCBI's taxonomy places the organism in Eukaryota, Fungi, Basidiomycota, Tremellomycetes, Trichosporonales, Trichosporonaceae. The transcript has 2 exons. The record is from RefSeq and is a predicted model, not a curated record. Gene Ontology annotation, molecular function: ferric iron binding; catechol 1,2-dioxygenase activity. Gene Ontology annotation, biological process: catechol-containing compound metabolic process.
AUGUCCAACUUUGACUUCUCUGCCUACACCGAUCUUGUCAUCAAGGCCACCGGUGACAAGGCCUCGCCCCGCGUCAAGGAGGCGAUGCCAAUCCUCAUCCGCAAAGUCCACGAGUUCCUUAUCGAGGCGGACGUUACGACCGAGGAGUGGCUUGCUGCGUGCAACCUUCUCGUCGAGGCCGGCCAGGUGUCGAGCGACAAGCGUAACGAGGUUGUCCUUGUCACCGACAUCCUCGGCAUCGAGUCGCUUGUCAACACGCUCGACCAGACGCGUUCCCAGCGCAAGGGUCUCCCUGACAACGAGGACGCGACUUUCUCGGCCAUCCUCGGCCCAUUCUACCGUGCUGGCGUUCCCGUGCAGGAGAACGGCACCACCAUCAUCCGCCAAGCCGAGGAGGGUGCCCCCUACACCCACUUGUUCGGCACCAUCCAUGACGCCGACGGCAAGCCCUUGCCCAACGCCCUCGUCGACAUCUGGCACGACGCGCCCGACGGGCUGUACGACGCCCAGACCCCCGAGAAGCCCGAGUACCACUGCCGCGGGCGCUUCCGCACCGACGAGAACGGGCGGUACGACACGGUCUGCCUCAAGCCCACCCCCUACCCGAUCCCGUACGACUUCUCUGCGGGCAAGCUCCUCAAGCUGCUCGACCGCCACCCGUACCGUCCCGCUCACAUCCACUUCUGGAUCGAGGCCCCUGGCCACCGCACUCUGGUCACCCAGAUCUUUGACCGCCAAUCCGACUAUCUCAAGGACGACUCUGUCUUUGCUGUCAAGGACAACCUCAUUGUCGACUUUAAGCCCAUCCCCAAGGACUACCAGGCGCCCGCUGGCCUGGAGAACCGCAUGGUCCACGAGCUCCAGCAGGACUUCCACCUCCAGAGGGCUUAA